AUGAUUUCGGCGCCUUCGGCUCCCAGGAAGAUCGCCGCCGCCGUGUUGUCGCCGCUGCUCUUGUCUAUACUCAAGAACCCCGCCGCCGUGAGAUCGAGAUGGCAAGCGCUGCAGCUCCAUGCGCAGGUCCUCAAGUCCUCCGGGCCGGCCAUGGUUGGCGGCGACGCCCUCCUUGUCUCGGUCUACUCCAAGCUCGGCCUCCCCCGCGCCGCCGCCCUCGCCUUCGCCGCCGUCCCUGCGCCGUCGGCGCUCUGCUGGGCGGCGAUCAUCCGCUGCUGCGCCGCCCACGGGAUGUUUCACGAGGGCGUCUCCCUCUUCCUCCGGAUGAGGAGGGCGGCGUCGGCGGCCUCAGACGGGCACCGCCACGCGCUCCCCUCCGUCCUCAAGACCUGCGCCAUGCUCGGGGAUGUGAAGCUCGGGGAGUCCAUCCAUGGCUGCGCCGUCCGCUUUGGCCUCGCCUCUGAUCUCUACACGGGCAACGCACUGAUGAAUAUGUACUGCAAGUUCCCGGGAGAGCUGAUCUGCAUGGAGAAGGUCCGGAAGCUGUUCGAAGGAAUGCCCCAAAGGGAUGUCGUCUCCUGGAACACCGUGAUCGCGGGGAACGCUCAGAACGGGUUUCACAGCGACGCCAUCGCCAUGCUCAGGGAGAUGAGCAGAGGCGGCAUGAAGCUCGACUCCUUCACCCUGUCCAGCGUGCUCCCCAUAUUCGCGGAGCAGGCGGCGGUGAACAGGGCGGCGGAGGUCCACGGCUACGCGAUCCGGCGCGGCCUCGACGGCGACGUCUUUGUGGAGAGCAGCCUCAUCGACGCGUACGCGAAGAGCGCGAGGGUCGACUACUCGCGCAGGGUCUUCAGCUCCUCUCCCCGCCAUGAUCCCAUCUCCUGGAACUCCAUCAUCGCCGGCUCGGUGCAGAACGGCCUCUGCGACGAAGGGAUCAGGCUUUUCCGGCGUAUGCUCGCCGCCGGCAUGAGCCCUCGGUCGGUGACCUUCUCCAGCCUCAUGCCCGCCUGCGCCCACAUGACGACGCUGCACCUCGGCAGGGAAAUCCAUGGCGUCGUCGUCCGUUCCAGCUUCGACGGGAACGUCUUCGUUGCCAGCUCGCUCCUGGACAUGUACGCCAAGUGCGGCUGCAUCGGCGCCGCCCGGCGGAUCUUCGACGGGAUGAGCUCGCCGGACAUGGUCUCCUGGACGGCGAUGAUCAUGGGGUACGCCCUCCACGGGCCCGCCGGUGAGGCCCUCACUCUGUUCCAGAGGAUGGAGGCGGAGAAGGUAAAGCCCAACGCCGUCGCCUUCGUCGCCGUGCUCACGGCCUGCAGCCACGCAGGGCUGGUCGACCAGGCCCGGAGUUACUUCCGCAGCAUGUCCGAGGACCACGGCAUCUCGCCAUGUCUGGAGCACUACGCGGCGGUGGCGGAUCUACUCGGUAGGACGGGGAGGUUGGAGGAGGCCUACCAGUUCAUCUCCGCCAUGGGGACGGCGGUCGCCCCCACCGCUAGCGUCUGGUCCACGCUCCUGGGGGCCUGUAGAGUGUACAAGAAUCUGGAGAUGGCGGAGAAGGUGGCUGCGGAGAUCUUCGAGCUCGAGCCCCGCGAAGCGGGGCCACUGGUUCUGAUGGCGAACAUCUUCUCCGCCGCCGGCCGGUGGAAGGAGGCGGCGGCGCUGCGGGUGUCGAUGAAGAGCAGGGGGAUCAGGAAAAAGCCGGCCUGUAGCUGGAUCGAGGUCAGGAACGAGCUCCACGCCUUCGCCGCCGACGACCGGUCUCACCCCUUCUACGAGCAGAUCUGCAUGGCCUGGGAGGUUCUGCUAGCGCAGAUCGAGCGGGACGGUUACGUGCCGAAUACGGAGGCGGUGCUCCACGACGUGGAGGAGGAGCAGAAGAAGGAUAUGCUGAGCGGCCACAGCGAGAGGCUGGCGAUCGUCUUCGGGAUCAUCAGCACGCCGCCGGGGACGGCGAUCAGGGUGACGAAGAACCUGCGAGUCUGCGUCGACUGCCACGCCGCGACGAAGCUCAUCGCCAAGGUCGUCGGCAGAGAGAUCAUCGUCAGGGAUGUCAGCCGCUUCCACCACUUCGCCGCCGGCCGCUGCUCCUGCGGCGACUUCUGGUGA
Molecule: messenger RNA, 2106 nt
Organism: Spirodela intermedia
Lineage: Eukaryota; Viridiplantae; Streptophyta; Magnoliopsida; Alismatales; Araceae
Source: the annotation of a GenBank genome assembly